GUCAGAAAAAUGGCCGCCUCCAGUGUACUUUCUGUUUCUCCAAGUCCUAUUUGGAAUAAAGUUCAGGUGUGUUUGGGAAAGCCUUUAUAUCAGCGAUGCCCAGAAUUGGAGCAGAUUUUGGUGAACUCAAGCCAAAAGGACCUAAGUGCUGUUUUACCGGGGCUCUUGGAGAACAUAUUCGGGUUUGGCUCAGAGCCAGGCUGGGGACUAGAUAGCAUCUCUCGGGGCCACAAUGGGGUAGAGUAUGAUGCCCUAAUGAAACUGCUGGGACCAGAAGGGCCCCUGAUGUCACUCGUGUGCAACCUGCAGACAGACCCAUAUCUCACGUUUGAGUUUCCAUCAUCCUGUCUGCCGGGCCCCACACGACAUAUGAUCGAGGAUGGCAGCCUACCUAUGUUUUAUAUCAACAAGCUGCAGUACCAGGGAUACUCCAAGCCUCUCCUUGCCCUCGGAGCCUUUGAGCUGUACAUGUUCUAUUUCUGCCACACUCUGGUGAGCCCAAACUGGCAACAGAAGUCGCUCAACUGGAUCAAUAUAACAGACAUCGUGUACCCUAGUCUUGUGGACGUAUACAUGCGGCACUUCCUGCCUCUCAACAGGAAGGCUCUACCCAGGUUCCCCCAGAUGUCAAGCCCUGGUGUACGCUCCACUGUUCUCCAGCAGUCUUCAAUGAGUGUGCGACAGUCACCAGGAACAGGAAACCAAACAAGGUCAAGGUCACGGCUGGGUCUUCUCAAGGCAAGCAUCCUGUCACCACAGAAGUCUCACUCACAGGCAUCUCCAGGGGCGGAGAGAGCCGAGGGUGACAUCUGGUGGUCUCAGACAUUUGUACAGAUUGUGGCAGAAUUUUGGCUUAAUCAGAAUGCCCAUGACUGUGAAAGGGGAAUCACUCCGCAAAACUUGAGAAAAGGUUGGCAAACUAGAGGUUUGUCUGACAUGUUCUUUCUAAAUAGUAUUGGUAGUAUGGAGAGUUUCAUGCCAAGUAACAACCACAUUCGGCUAGUGCGACUUGUGCUGAAACACCUCCAUUACUUUGUGAAUAGUGUUGAGCCAGAGACGAUUAACUCCGCUUACACACACAUGGAGUCGUCUCCUCUGGAUGAAUUCAAAAGGUCACUCUUUCCCAGCGUACUACAGAAGAAGAUUUAUUGCUUCUUAAGACAUGGCUUUGAGAGAUGGCCUUUGGAUUCCUCAUUUAGAUUGAUGUUAGAGACAUGGUUGACGUUUAUCCAGCCGUGGCGCUACAAGGACCCAACAACUCCAGUAGGACAGGGCAAGGACACAGACAGGGUCACAGAUAACUGGUUUCCAUUCAUCCGAGACAACUUCCUGUUUUACACUGCAAUCUUCCAGGAGUUUCUACAGCGCAGUCAUAGAAUGCUUCUCACAUCCACACACAAUGCCUACAUUGUCUUCAGGGUAACCAAGGUGUUUAGUCUGCCAGGUCUUCCCCAGCUGCUCAGAGAGGCUGAGAAGACAAUGUACAACUGUGGGUAUGGGCAGGUUCAUGAUAUGGGUGGGAGCUACAUAUCCCCAGACAUCUCCGCCAUCCUUCGCAUACAGAUCUCCGAGCUAGAAAGGCCCGAUUUCCAGUAUGUCAACAUGUUCGGACGGGAGAUGCAUAAUGAGGUACAGCAGUUGAUCCAGCAGAUGGUCUCCGCAAAGACCACAUUGGAGACCCAUCUCCAACAGCCAACGAAGAAGGCGGAAAAGUCUGGCCUCAUGUCCUUCUUUGACAUGUCAUCGUUCUUUGAGGACACAUCUAAGGCUUUUGGGGAUAUGAGUUUCUCUGAGGUGAAGAAGCUGGUCACCCACCUUGACCAGGCUCUCAACCAGCUGUGUUAUAUCUUUGGAAUGAAGGUUUCUGAACAGACCAUGUUGUAUGCGCCACAGUCCCCCAACGAGCACCUACACACCCCUAUAAGGCCUGGGUGCGGACAGACAAGCCAGCUCAACACCUCCCUCCCCUCCCUCCCUGUCACGCCCGACUGCCAGCAGACAGACUAUGGACCUCAGCUGACACCAGCUGGCCGGCUACAGCUGAUAAAUGGUCAACGGAAGUUUGACCUUGGCUACCAUGGUGACCCGGACCUACAGCCAAUCAGAAGCUUUGAGAAUACCACAUUGGUGCGAGUUCUACAUAGGCUCUCUUCCUUUCUUAACAAAAUGUUUGAGUCGGAAAUACAGCGUCUUUACAGCCGCAAUGAUAUCAUUGGGAAAAUGUCACAAGUGUACUUUGCAGCCCCCCUGUCUCCAUCCAAAAUGCCAUCGUCGCCUGUGAGACCUGAAGAAUACAGAGCCUUAAAGACACCACGGAUCAGUCUCCGAUUUCUAGCCAGCUAUCAGACAUUUCUCUAUCUGGCUGUGAUGUAUGUGUUUCUACAAUUUGCCUUUGGGUUUGGACCUGUUGGUUACCUGAUGUUCGUGCUGUUGUGUACAUUGGUGUUUGGAAUGUUUAGAGCUAUGACACUACCAGAUGGCACCAAAGUUGACUGAGGCUAUGCACUGUCUUGUGAACUAGUCAAAUCAGACCUGAGCUUCAGGUAGUUGUGAGCAAACCAAUAUGUGUUCAUUUUUGCAUAUGUUGGACAAAUGUUGCAGGCAUUUUUUAAAAACAUGGAUGACAGUUUGAAACCAUCUGUCUGGUGAUAAAAUCUUUCUGUGUACUAAUUGUUGGAUGCGUUAGAUUCACGAUAAGGAUACAUUCACAUUACCUUCAAGGUCAUGUACAAGGCUUGUACACCAAGAUAUGUUUGCAUUGGUGCACAUUUUAUUGUGUAAAUGAUUCAUUGCUUAAGAAGCUGAUAUCUUUAUUUGUUUUGGCCAUGUACAUCAUUUCUAUGUUUAUUUUUAAGGAUGUAGAAUAUGCUUCCAAUUAAUAUUUAUUGUCAGAUGAGACAAAUGAAAAAUAAAUGUGAAUAAAAACUGC
Messenger RNA from Mya arenaria, 2929 nucleotides. Its product is annotated as sphingomyelin phosphodiesterase 4-like. Gene Ontology annotation, molecular function: sphingomyelin phosphodiesterase D activity. The transcript has 19 exons. The record is from RefSeq and is a predicted model, not a curated record. The coding region runs from base 10 to 2496 and encodes 828 amino acids. NCBI's taxonomy places the organism in Eukaryota, Metazoa, Mollusca, Bivalvia, Myida, Myidae. Gene Ontology annotation, biological process: ceramide biosynthetic process; glycerophospholipid catabolic process; sphingomyelin catabolic process.